This is a messenger RNA of Rhipicephalus microplus (southern cattle tick), 1593 nucleotides long. Its product is annotated as endothelin-converting enzyme 1. The record is from RefSeq and is a predicted model, not a curated record. Gene Ontology annotation, biological process: protein processing. Gene Ontology annotation, molecular function: metalloendopeptidase activity. Gene Ontology annotation, cellular component: plasma membrane. Lineage: Eukaryota; Metazoa; Arthropoda; Arachnida; Ixodida; Ixodidae.
AUGGGUUCUGCGUUGAGCGAGGCGCUUGACUUCCAUUUGGAGCUGCUGUAUCUGUUGGUCAAGCUUCGCCAGAUCGUCUGUCAAAGCAGUGAUAAGGCCCUCCGGCGAUUCCCCUGGGUCAACCCCAGAGACCACAUACCGACGCAAGUCCGAGCCGGAACUCAAGUACGCUUGCACCUGUACAGUACAAUCAGCUGUGACUGGCAGAGUUUGCAGAUGAACCAUAUUGAGGACACCGUGUACCGGGAACUCCUGGACAAUCGCCAAGGCGAGGUCAAGCAGAGUGCCAUGUUACCUAUGGAGAGUAUCGACAACUACACGAGAGGUGCCUUUUCGUCGAGCGAGUGGCUGGAGAGUCUCAACAAACAGGCAUCGGCCACUGGUUGGCCGACGUUCUUGGCACGGGACCCCGUUGUUCUCAGAGACACAGGGUUGCUCACAGGACUUCGCCGGAUAUGGGCGAGGCACAGCGAAGCGAAACUGCUGGAGGCACUCGCGUGGCUCCUCGCGCAAAUACUGGGACCCAUUGCGGACGCGAGACUGCUGAGGUUCAGAUAUGCCAACCUCGCCACAACCAACAUCAGGCGCGUUCACUUCUGUGUCAGCGAGGUGGAAGAGAUAUACCGGUUCUUGGUGAUCGUCCUGGCGACAGUCGUCAACUUUCGCGAAAGCCUGCGCCUAAACAUAAGCUCCCAGCUCGCCAUUGUCCAGCAGGCGGCAGGAGCGCUGGUCGGAGCCCUGCCGUGGCUCGACAACGCCACCAAGGUCGCCUCUGGCAAGAAGAUCGCACGGGCCAAGACGCUGUUGUGGCCACCCAACGAUUUCCUCACAGACGACGUGCUGUCCGUGAUGUACUCCGGCUUUCCCCAGGACGUGCUGUCCGCAGACGAGACUUUCGCCGAUCUGUGGCUCCAGUCCAGACAGGCACUUUCCGACCUGGUGACGGACCGGUCUUACGAAGCCACGGCGAUCGACAUGCUGGCAAACACGCGCCUGCCCUUGGCCCAGUACGACUACGUGCGCAACACUGUCCGAAUCUCGGUCCAGGCACUGUCCGCACCGCUGUACUAUCCGCAGGGCACCAACGCCAUGUUCUACGGUGGCCUGGGCUUCGUAUACGCUCGUGAACUCGUCAAGAGCUUUGACGGGGAGGGCGUCACGUUCGACGUGGACGGCAACGUGGGUCUCGACUGGUCUUCGGAUGUCUGGAAGAUCACCAUGGCCGAACGGACGUUCUGUCUUGCGGCCCAGAGUGGCAGCGCCGAAAAACGCGCCCCCAAGGCCGAACACAAUCGCCUCUUCCCCGACAUUCCGGCGCUGGAGGUGGCAUACGCGGCGUUGCAGUGGGCGCUCGCUUUGGAUCCACAUCCGACGAGAGUGCUCGAGCAGUACACCGAGCAGCAGCUGUUCUUCAUCACACUUUGCUACCUCAUGUGUGGCGCAGCUCAUCCGGGCGCCAGGAACUGCAACAAGGCUCUGCGCCACUUUCCGCCCUUCGCCCAGCACUUCAACUGCAAACAGGGCAGCGGGAUGAAAGCAGCCAAGCCGUGCUCGUUGCUCUAUAUCCCAAAUCACAAGAGUGACAGCGACUAG